This is a messenger RNA of Rhododendron vialii, 1428 nucleotides long. RefSeq names its product cysteine synthase-like. The record is from RefSeq and is a predicted model, not a curated record. The transcript is spliced from 12 exons. Gene Ontology annotation, cellular component: cytoplasm. Gene Ontology annotation, molecular function: cysteine synthase activity. Lineage: Eukaryota; Viridiplantae; Streptophyta; Magnoliopsida; Ericales; Ericaceae. Bases 133 to 1197 code for a protein of 354 amino acids.
UUUCCCUUGCGUUUUACUAUUCUUUUUCUACAUGGUAGUGGCGGUCUAUUUAUCCAAUUCUGUGGAUUUUGCUUCUAAACUCCUUUGCACUCUGCUGUGUUGGUUUCUUGUUUUCUUUGAAUACACACGUGAAUGGGGCCACGAAUUUGGAUCAGUCUUGGAUCAGUUGGACUUGCUUUUGCGCUCUUAGCUCGCUACUUGCACGUUGAUUUUGGCAAAACGGCACAAGAGAAGGAUGCGAUUGCUAAGGAUGUUACUGAAUUGAUAGGUAAAACACCACUUGUGUACCUCAACAAUGUCGUGGAUGGUUGUGUUGCUCGUGUUGCUGCUAAGCUAGAGAUGAUGGAACCCUGCUCUAGUGUCAAAGAUCGGAUUGGGUAUAGUAUGAUACAAGAUGCUGAGGAGAAGGGCCUCAUUAAGCCUGGCGAGAGCGUCCUCAUUGAGCCAACCAGUGGUAAUACUGGCAUUGGCUUGGCAUUUAUGGCGGCAGCUAAGGGUUACAAGCUAAUCAUUGCCAUGCCUGCUUCUAUGAGUAUGGAAAGGAGAACCAUUCUCCGAGCUUUUGGAGCUGAAUUGGUUCUUACGGAUCCUGCCAAGGGCGUGAAUGGGGCUGUUAAAAAGGCAGAAGAGAUACAGGCAAAGACCCCAAAUUCCUACAUUCUUCAGCAAUUCAAAAACCCUGCCAACCCAAAGAUCCAUUAUGAAACCACUGGACCCGAGAUCUGGAAAACUUCUGGUGGGAAAGUCGAUGCCCUGGUUUCUGGGAUAGGUACUGGAGGAACAGUUACAGGUGCAGGAAGCUACCUUAAAGAGAAAAACCCUGACAUUAAGUUGUAUGGUGUAGAACCUGUUGAAAGUGCAGUUUUAUCUGGAGGGAAGCCUGGCCCUCAUAAAAUCCAAGGAAUCGGUGCUGGUUUUGUCCCUGAAGUAUUGGAUGUCCAGUUACUCGACGAAGUUAUUCAAAUAUCAAGCGAGGAAGCUGUUGAAACUGCUAAGCUUCUUGCACUUAAAGAAGGUUUGCUGGUAGGAAUAUCAUCCGGUGCUGCUGCCGCUGCAGCAAUUAAGAUAGCUAAGAGGCCAGAAAAUGCUGGAAAACUCAUUGUCGUUGUGUUCCCCAGCUUUGGAGAGCGUUACUUGUCAUCUGUGCUGUUUGAUGUCUUGAAGAAGGAAGCAGAGAGCAUGACUUUCGAGCCCUGAGGUUUUCCGUAGCUUCAAAAAGUGCUACUGUCUUCCCCCUUUUCUAGUCUGAACAGAAAAAAUAUUGAGAUCAUGGUUUUAAGUUCGGAACGCAAUUUGGAUAUGGGAGCUUUGGCAUGAUAAGUUUUGCAUGUAAUAGUUGUUUCGCCAAUGCUUGGGUUUGCCGAAAGGCUUAUCGCUGGGCAUCGAUACAACUCUUUGUUGGGAGAUGAAAUAAGGUUUGAUGCAGAA